AUGAUUCCCCGAAUUGAUGUUUUGGGCCGCCCUAACAAUAAAUCUUUUCUCAAACCUGUCGUUUUGGAAGAAGUUCUGUUGUCACACCAACAAAAAGUUCAGAAGUAUCUCUCGCAACAGAGUCAGCAACCGAAAGAUUAUAUCAGAGUCUUCCGCAAAUAUCAAACGCUCAUUUGCCGUCAAGCUGAAGAGGAGAUGGAAGCAUUUAUUGAACAGCCCAAUAGCUUUGCUGAUUAUUGCACUCAAGUGGAUAAAUACCAAAAGUUCACUGACGAUCUUACUUACCCACAUAUCCAGGUGCUGCGUCUCAACAUGUUUGAGAUUCAUUGUGAGGAGCUCUAUCAUUCCCUGGGUUUGAAAGCAGGGAUGAUACGGCAACAAAUUUUGGAUAAAAUCCGUAAUGACUAUAUCAGCCAAAUGAAGAACAUUACCCAACAGCUAAGCGAUAUAACCACUAAAGCUUUAACAACACCGUCGAACACAGCGCAUCUUAUGGAACUGAAGAAAGAAGUUUACAACAUUGAGAACGAGCAGAUACCCGAGUUGGAGAAGCGAUUAGCAGAUUUGCUGAAGCAGUUGAAUUUUUUGCUGAAUACGGUGCACGUACAGGCUAAAGAUAUGGAGCUUAGUACAAGCACCAUGAAUUGGUAUCGACGAAUGCCAGACGUCUUCAUGGAACAUGCCGUCUUGAUUGAGGAAAAGCAGCAACAGUUUAAGGAGGACCUCAAGUUGAGAAAAGAGAGACUUACUGAAGAUCUUGAAACCUACAGUAAACAAAGCGAGGAGUUCCGCACCUAUGGCGACAUAGACGAAGUCAAGAAAUACGCCCGUAAAGCGCAAGCACUUGAGGCAAAGUUAAAUACAGCCGGCGAGAAAAUUGAAGCCAUUAACGAAGAGGAGGAGUCGUUUGAACUUGAUGUAACGACAUUUCCGCAGAGACAGCAAUUGCUGACAUUUAUAAAGCCGUACAUAAAUCUGUACAACACAUCUAAUGAUUUCAAUGAGAAAUACUCAGCGUGGAUGCACGGGCCAAUGACAGAGGUCCAUCCGGAUACAGUGGAGACAGAAGUAGGCAACAUGUGGAGAGAACUGUACAAGCUACGCAAAUUCUUCGAUUCUGUGCCGGCCCCAAAAAGCAUUGCCAGCAAAAUGAAGAGCAAAGUCGACAAUUUUAAAACACACAUGCCAAUAGUACAGACCCUGUUCAAUCCUGGAUUGCGCGAGCGACACUGGGAACAAAUAUCGGAAAUCAUCGGCUUUGCAUUACGCGGGGACCCUUCAAACACUUUGCAUAAAAUCGUUAAGAUGAAUUUGGAACCGUACAUUGACAGUUUCGAGACAAUCAGUGAUUCAGCGAGCAAAGAGUUUUCAUUAGAGAAAGCGCUUCAGAAGAUGAAAGCCGAGUGGGAACCUCUAACGUUUACAGUCAUACCCUAUCGACAGACAGGAAUUUAUAUUUUGUCAUCGAUCGAGGACAUCCAACUAUUACUUGAUGAUCAUAUCGUCAAAACGCUGACAAUGCGUGGAUCACCGUUCAUAAAACCCAUCGAGGCCGAAACUAAAGAAUGGGAGCAGAAUCUGACGCAUUUGCAGGACAUCCUGGAUGUUUGGAUAAAAGUGCAGUCUAUCUGGAUGUACCUUGAGCCAGUAUUCAGUUCUCCAGAUAUCGUCAUGCAGAUGCCUGAAGAAGGGAGGAGAUUUGGCGUUGUUGAGAAAACAUGGCGCAGUAUAAUGGCGUCAGUGUGUGAAGACAACCGGGCCCUGUCUGUAGUGAAGAUCGAUAAGAUGUAUAAGAAACUGUGUGAUUGUAAUAAAUCACUGGAACACAUUCAAAAAGGGUUGAACGAAUAUUUGGAGAAAAAGCGUCUCUAUUUUCCUCGUUUCUUUUUCUUAUCCAACGAGGAAUUACUCGAGAUCCUGUCUGAGACAAAGGAUCCGACGCGAGUUCAGCCCCAUCUGAAGAAGUGCUUUGAAGGCAUUGCCAAAUUACAAUUCACCGAUACCCUAGAUAUCACGCACAUGCUAAGUAGCGAGGGAGAAGUAGUACUACUUAAGAACGUCAUUUCCACAUCAAAGGCACGAGGUCAGGUUGAAAAAUGGCUGCUUGAGUUGGAAACGUCCAUGUUGGCGACUUUACAUAAAAUAAUCGGGGAGGCUAUUACGGAUUAUGAAAAUGCGAAGCGAGUGGAGUGGGUGCGCAACUGGACAGGCCAGGUGGUUCUUUGUGUUAGUCAGAUGCAUUGGACAAUCUGCGUAACAAGUGCCAUUAGAACGGGACUGGGUGCCUUGCAGAUUUUCCUUGAACAAAACAACGAUCAAAUCAAGGAAGUGGUGGAGCUGGUUCGUGGCGAUCUGUCCAAACAAAACCGCGUUACUUUACAAGCGCUUAUUGUAUUGGACGUGCAUGCCCGCGAUGUACUUAGCAUCCUGGUCAACAAGAAUGUAAGCGAUGAAUUAGACUUUGAGUGGCUUAGUCAACUGAGGUAUUACUGGAUCGAUAACGAAAUGGAGACACGGAUGAUCAACUCUAUGUUGAAAUACGGUUAUGAAUACUUAGGAAACAGCAGCCGUCUUGUUAUUACGCCCCUUACAGACAGGUGUUAUCGGACACUAUUUGGAGCUUUGCACCUUCACCUUGGUGGUGCUCCCGAGGGUCCAGCCGGUACAGGCAAAACAGAAACUACUAAAGACUUGGCCAAGGCAGUCGCUAAACAAUGCGUAGUUUUUAAUUGUUCGGACGGCCUGGACUACAUCGCUUUGGGCAAAUUUUUCAAGGGUCUUGCGUCUUGUGGCGCCUGGUCGUGUUUUGAUGAGUUCAACCGAAUUGACCUCGAAGUAUUAUCUGUAGUGGCCCAGCAGAUCCUUACAAUUCAGAGAGGAAUCAACAGUGGAAGCGAUACACUCCUGUUUGAAGGAACAGAAAUAAAAUUAGAUCCUACUUGUUCUGUUUUCAUUACCAUGAACCCUGGAUAUGCUGGUCGUUCUGAACUUCCAGACAACUUGAAAGCUCUUUUCCGAACUGUAGCUAUGAUGGUUCCCGAUUACGCCAUGAUUGCUGAGAUAUCAUUAUAUUCUUGUGGCUUUAUCCAAGCGCGUCCUCUCUCGGUAAAAAUUGUCGCCACAUAUCGCUUGUGCUCCGAACAGCUAUCCUGUCAACACCACUAUGAUUACGGCAUGCGAGCUGUCAAAUCGGUGCUAACAGCGGCCGCGAACCUCAAGUUGAAAUAUCCAACGGAAAACGAGGACAUCCUAAUAUUACGUUCCAUCAUUGAUGUGAAUAUGCCAAAAUUCCUGGACCACGAUCUACCGUUAUUCCACGGAAUUACCUCCGAUUUGUUCCCGGGCAUCACUCUUCCUGAUCCGGAUUACAAGAUUUUUAACAAAGCUGUAAAAAGCAAUUGCCUCAAGAUGAAUCUCCAGUGCACGCCAUAUUUCUUACAGAAAAUACAGCAGGUAUACGAAAUGAUGAUCGUGCGUCACGGAUUUAUGAUCGUCGGUGAACCGUUUGCUGGCAAAACCAGUUCCUAUCGCGUUCUGGCUGCAGCGCUUGGAGAUAUCCAUGAAAUGGGUCUGAUGGGUGAAAACAAAGUUAACAUCACCGUUAUCAAUCCCAAAUCGAUAACCAUGGGUCAGCUGUACGGCCAGUUUGAUCCCAUGUCGCACGAGUGGUCAGACGGUGUUUUGGCAGUAUCUUACAGGUCGUUUGCAGUGUCUCAGACACCUGCUCGAAAGUGGUUGAUAUUUGAUGGACCAGUUGAUGCUAUUUGGAUCGAGAAUAUGAACACUGUAUUAGAUGACAACAAGAAGCUUUGCUUGAUGAGCGGCGAGAUCAUCCAACUAGCGCCAACCACUAAUUUAAUCUUUGAACCGAUGGACUUGGAGGCUGCUUCGCCAGCGACAGUGUCUCGCUGCGGAAUGAUUUAUAUGGAACCUCUUUCUCUUGGUUGGAGGCCGUUAUUUUCAUCCUGGUUAAACACACUUCCUCCAACCAUGAAUGAUACGUACAAAGGAAUAAUCACAGACCUGUUCGAAAGAUUUCUAGAUUCGUGCCUUUGGCUGAUCCGAAAAGGAAAGGUUCGAGAAUUAUCAGCUACAUCGGACAGCAAUAUAGCUCGAUCGCUGAUGAAUCUGAUGGAGUGCAUGAUGGAUGAAUUGAGUGAAGAGACACGAGUGGUCAACAUGGAAGUACAUGAAGUGUUAUCAUGGCUAGAAAGUAUUUUCUUUUUUUCUCUCACCUGGUCAGUGGGCGCCACUUGUGACGAGGUUGGGCGCCAGAUUUUUAACGACCUUAUACGCGAACUGAUUGAUGGUGCAAUGUCAGAUGAGACCUACAAAAAAUAUGACUUUAUAAACAGAGUCGAUGCCCCCGUCAAACCUUAUCUGAACCCUUUUCCUUCGAAAGGAAGCAUCUUUGACUAUAAAUUCGACAAAGUAGAAACUGCUACUUGGGUUACUUGGAAAGAAGAGAUCAGAUUAGCACCACCAAUCCCAAAGGAUGCAACCUUCAAUGAAAUUAUCGUCCCUACUGUGGAUACUGUUCGCUACACAGAAGUUCUGAAAAUGCUUAUCACGCACGGCAAGUCAGUUUUGUUUGUCGGACCUACUGGGACAGGAAAAAGUUGUUACAUUACGGAAUUUUUACUUAGUAAAAUGGACAAAACUAAGUUUGCAGCAAACAUUCUGAAUUUUUCGGCUCAGACCACAGCAAACCAGACACAAAAUAUCAUUAUGUCAAAAUUAGACAAAAGAAAGAAAGGUGUAUUUGGACCGGCUAUUGGCAAAAAGUCUGUCAUCUUCGUUGACGAUUUGAAUAUGCCAGCAAGAGAAACUUACGGUGCACAACCACCGAUCGAACUCUUACGGCAAUGGUUUGAUCACGGUAACUGGUACGACUUGAAAGACGUGUCCAGAAUUGAAUUGGUCGAUCUCCAGCUCGUAGCCGCAAUGGGCCCUCCCGGGGGCGGUCGCAACCCGAUCACUCCGAGAUUUUUACGGCAUUUCAAUACGAUUACGAUUAACGAGUUUAAUGACAACGUCAUGUGCAGCAUAUUUAAAAAGAUACUCGACUGGCAUUUGGUCAAAAAUAACUUCAGCAGCGACUUCGAGUCUUUCUCCGUGAAGAUCAUAAACGCAACCUUAAAUAUUUACAAAGGGGCAAUGGAAAAUCUAUUGCCGACACCGAAAAAAUCUCACUACCUUUUUAAUCUUAGGGACUUCAGCAGAGUCGUUGCUGGGUUACUACUUUCUCUUCCAGAGACCGUACCGUCUCCAGAUUCAUUUAGCAGGUUGUGGGUACACGAGGUUUUGCGAGUCUUUUAUGACCGGCUUGUAGACAAUGAUGACCAGAAGUGGCUAUUUAAUUGCAUCGUACAAGUCUGUAGCGAAACAAUGGAAACAGAUUUCCACAAAUUAUUUUCUGAUUUAGAUUCGGAUGAAGAUGGUAUCGUUACAGAGGAAGACAUUCGCACCCUCAUCUACUGCAACUUUGGAGACCCCAAAUCGGAUAAAGGUUACUACAAGGCUGUCACUGACACGGAGUCUCUUCGUGAAGUGAUUGAGAAUUAUCUGGACGAGUAUAACAACAUGAGCAAAAGAACGAUGAAUCUGGUUCUCUUUAAGUUCGCUAUCGAACACGUGUCGAAGAUUUCCAGAAUUCUGAAACAAUCGAGGAGCCACGCUUUGUUGGUAGGUGUUGGAGGAUCCGGUAGACAGUCGCUGACAAGAUUGACAGCUUUCAUGGCUGACUAUGCUAUCUUUCAAGUGGAGAUUAGCAAAAGCUACACCAAAGUCGAAUGGAAAGACGACCUGAAGAUGAUUCUAAAGAAGGCUACCGAAACGGAAAACCACGCUGUGUUUCUUUUUACGGACACACAAAUCAAAGAGGAAUCGUUUCUGGAGGAUAUUAACAAUUUGCUGAACGCUGGCGAAGUUCCAAAUCUCUAUCAAAUAGACGAAAAGGCUGAAAUAUGCGAGAAUAUGCGCAAACUAGACAAGCAAAGAGAUAAAGCUAAACAGACGGACGGGAGUCCGGUCGCCUUGUUUAAUAUGUUUAUUCAGAGAGUAAGAGAACAGUUGCAUAUCGUGUUGGCUAUGAGCCCGAUCGGAAACGCAUUUCGAGAACGAUUGCGAAAGUUCCCAUCAUUGGUUAACUGUUGUACUAUCAAUUGGUUCCAGCCGUGGCCAGAAGACGCCCUAGAAGGAGUCGCUAAACGUUUCCUCGCUGAUAUUGAGUUGAGCGACGAAGAGAGGCAGGGAUGCAUCGACAUAUGUAAAAUGUUCCACACUAGCACGUCGGAGCUGUCGAAAAGGUUCUUUGAUGAAUUGGGCCGAUACAACUACGUGACACCAACCUCCUAUUUGGAGUUGAUGGGGACCUUUCAAACCUUACUGGAACGGAAAAGAAACGAGAAUACAAAACUGAAACAUCGUUAUGUUGUUGGCCUGGAUAAGCUUUUGUCAGCGGCGUCUGAAGUGGCGGUCAUGCAAACAGAUCUUGUCGACCUAAAGGCAGAACUGAUUGUUGCCGGUAAAGCAGUGGACGAGAUGAUGGUCAUUGUGGAAAAAGAAUCAACAGAAGUGGCACGGAAAGAGAAACUGGUAAAAGCAGACGAAGCCGUUGCUAAUGAACAAGCAGAAGCGGCGAAUGCCAUAAAAAAUGAAUGUGAUGCAGAUCUGGCCGAAGCCUUGCCGGCACUUCAUUCGGCUCUGUCAGCUUUGGACACAUUAACACCACAAGACAUAACCUUGGUUAAAAGCAUGAACAAUCCACCUCAUCUAAUUCGGCUCGUGAUGGAAGCAGUAUGUGUACUGAAAGGAGGGAAACCUGAUCGCGUGCCCGAUCCAUCUGGUUCUGGUAAAAUGAUCGAGGAUUAUUGGCCAUCUUCUAAACGGAUUUUAGGAGACAUUAAAUUCCUUGAAUCUUUGCAUAAUUUCAAUAAAGAUAAUAUCCCACCUGCAAUCAUGCGUCAGAUUCGCACCAAGUAUAUUUCCAAUCCUGAUUUUGAUCCCGAAAAGAUCAAAGUUGCUUCGACGGCAUGUGAAGGAUUGUGCAAAUGGGUAAGAGCUCUGGACGUUUACGACAAAGUGGCCAAAGUAGUUGCUCCAAAGAAAGAAAGUCUCGCGAAAGCAGAAAAAGAACUUUCGGUUGCAAUGCAGUCGUUGGAAAAACAAAGGGCCUCAUUGAGAGAGGUGCAAGAUAAACUGGAUCGUCUAAAUCUGCAGAUGGAGCAGAAUAAAAAGAAGAGAAUCGACUUGGAAAACCAGGUCAACCUGUGUACAACGAAAAUGCAUAGGGCGCAGCAAUUGAUAGGCGACCUCGGGGGAGAGAAGGAACGAUGGAGUCAGGCAGCUGAAUCUCUCAAACAUGCUUAUAUAAAUAUGACUGGCGAUGUAUUGGUUGCAUCGGGGAUUAUAGCCUAUCUCGGUGCAUUCACACCGUCUUUUCGACAUGACCAAGUUGUCGAAUGGGUUAAUGAAGUGAAAAACUGCGGACUACCUUGCUCGGAUUCCUUUUCCUUGGUUCAUACUCUCGGGGAUCCUGUCAGCAUCCGAGCCUGGAACAUAGCGGGUCUGCCUACCGAUAGUUUCUCUAUUGAAAAUGGGAUUAUUAUGACUAAUGCCCACAGGUGGCCGCUUAUGAUCGACCCUGAGGGCCAGGCAAAUAAAUGGAUAAAAAAUAUGGAGAAAUCAAAUAACCUGGCUGUUGUAAAGAUCACAGACUCGGAUUUGGUUCGCGUUCUGGAAAAUUGUAUACAGUUUGGAACCCCAGUCCUUAUGGAGAACGUGGGCGAAGAUAUUGAUCCGAUGCUUGAACCCCUUCUCUUGAAACAAACGUUUAAAUUGUCCGGUGCUCUUUGCAUUCGACUUGGGGAUAGUGUUCUUGAAUAUUCAGAGGAUUUCAAGUUUUACAUGACCACAAAACUGCGCAACCCCCACUACUUGCCGGAAACGGCUGUCAAGGUAGCUCUUUUGAACUUUAUGAUUACAGAAGAUGGUUUGAAAGAUCAAUUACAGGGAAUUGUCGUGGCUAAGGAAAGACCAGAAUUGGAGGAAGAGAAAAACUUUCUCAUUUUGCAAGGGGCUGAAAACAAAAGGCUAUUAAAAGAGAUUGAGGAUAAAAUUCUUGAAGUAUUAUCGUCAUCUGAAGGCAAUAUUUUAGAGGACGAGACAGCUAUCAAUAUUCUAUCGUCUUCCAAAUCCGUAUCAGACGAUAUUUCGGCAAAGCAAGCGGUUGCCGAGGAAACAGAGAAUAAAAUUGACGUUGCAAGAAGUGGCUACCAGCCAAUCGCUUUUCAUUCAACCACUUUAUUCUUCACGAUCACUUCUUUAUCAAAUAUUGAUCCGAUGUAUCAAUAUUCCCUGACAUGGUUUAUUAAUCUCUUCAUAUUAUCAAUUGCAAACGCAGAGCCCUCGGAGGAUCUUAAACUACGUCUGCAAAAUCUUAAUUCUCACUUCACGUAUUCGCUGUAUGUGAACAUUUGUCGGUCAUUGUUUGAAAAAGAUAAAUUGCUUUUCUCGUUCAUUUUAUGUAUUAAUAUCUUAAAGGCUAAUCAUGAAAUUGAUGAAGAGGAAUAUAGAUUUUUGCUGACAGGUGGAAUCGGCGUCGAUAAUCCGCUAGAAAACCCUUCUUCGUGGCUUCCAUUAAAAUCCUGGAACGAAAUCUGUCGCUUGGAUCAUCUUUCACAUUUUACCUCUAUUCGUAAAGAGUUCCAAGAACAUGCAAAUGUUUGGAAACCCAUUUAUGAUAGUUUGACGCCACAUAAAGAACCCUUUCCGGGUAAGUGGAAUAAUCUCAAUCAUAUUCAGAAAAUGCUGAUUCUACGCUGCUUAAGGGCAGAUAAAAUUGUUCCAUGUAUCCAAGAAUUUGUGACAGUCAAACUUAGCAAGAAAUUCAUCGAACCUCCUCCUUUCGACCUGCAAAGGUCCUUCGACGAUAGCAACUGUUGCUCACCGCUACUCUUCGUUCUUUCACCCGGCGCUGACCCGUUGGCUUCGUUACUCAAAUUCGCAGCUGAUCAAGGAUUUGCCGCCAUGAAAUUUGAUUCAUUGUCUCUUGGUCAAGGCCAGGGACCGAUCGCCAUUAAAAUGAUUGAAAAGGGAUUCAAAGAGGGUACUUGGGUUCUCUUGCAGAAUUGUCACCUGGCUGCUUCCUGGAUGCCGACUCUGGAGAAAAUCUGCGAAGAAUUUAACCCUGAUAUAGUUCAUCCGGAUUUCCGGAAAUUUGACAUCAACAUAAAUGUUUUUCAUCUGCUACCACUGCCAUUCGUUUCUGGAUUUUUCAGCUACAACAAAACAAAUGGCUGGAGAUACAUUUGGGGCUUCCAGGGAAUCUUGGGUGUGAUUCAGUUCUUUGGUUUGCUGUUUCUACCGGAAUCCCCACGUUGGUUUAUGCAAAAAUCCCUCAAAAAAGAAGCCAGAGACAUUCUGAUGAGAAUUCGAAAUGGCAAAAACGUCGAUGAAGAAAUUUCAGAAAUUGAAGCGAGUUUUCAAGAGAUACAGCGAUCCAAUGAAAAAUCUGGUGUUGAUGUCCUCAUACGUAUGAUGAAAACCCCAUCAGUCAGACGAGCUCUUAUGGUUGGGUGUGGACUUCAAUUUUUCGCACAGUUUUCGGGUGUAAAUACUGUGAUCUACUACAGUGGGAUAAUAAUUCAAAUGUCUGGUGUUGGUGAUGUGAGUACUGCAAUAUGGAAUUCUGUUAUUAUUAACUGUUUUAACCUCACAUUUGCUAUUGUCGGUGUGUGGCUGGUUGACGCCGUUGGAAGGAGGAAAUUGGCAAUUAUUGGUCUCUUUGGUUUAUUCCUUAGCAGCUGCUGUUUGGCUACCACGUUCCUUAUGGCCGUUAUCCAUUCUCCCGUGGUCAGCAGAAGAACUGAUUUGUCCAACAACACCUGCUCGACGUACAGUCUCUGUGAUAGCUGCAUUCAAGACACAUCCUGUGGUUUCUGCUUUGAAGAUAAAAAUGACGUCAUUAAUGGAAUUUGUCUUCCGGUCAGUAGCAGCUUAAACACGUUGCCUGAAGUAGGGGCAUGUAACUCUUCGUCGACUAAUUUUGAACCUGCUAAGACCUGGGCUUAUGACUAUUGUCCUGUCUCUUUUUCUUGGGUUGCUGUUGUGGGACUCGCUCUCUUUUUAAUGUUCUAUGCACCGAGUGUUGGACCUUUGCCUUGGACAAUAAAUGCCGAAAUCUACCCGUUGUGGGCGCGCAGUUCUGGCAAUGGAUUGGCGUCGAUGACAUGCGGUUUCUGCAAUUUGAUUAGUACUGCAACUUUUCUCGCCUUCGUCAGAGCGGUUCACAGUUAUGGAGUUUUUUACGUGAUGUCUUUCAUAGCGCUGCUCAAGUUAAGUGAAGAAAUGCACGAAUCUGAAUCUUUUAUUUACAGUCAGGAUGAUAUACUUGGCCAUGGUGCGACUUCUAACGUUUAUAAAGGUAUAUCGAAGAAAGAUGGCUCAUUUUGUGCUCUGAAAGUGUUCAAAAAUAAACGCGAUUCAACAUGGAAAAUUCUCAAACGAGAACUGGACAUAUUAACGAAAAUCAAACAUGAAAACAUUGUGCGGAUUUUUGGUAUGGAAAUAGAUGGUUGCACAGGUCAACCGAUCAUCAUAAUGGAAUUUUUGAAUCGGGGUACACUCUAUGAUCAGCUGCGCGAGCCUGAAAAUCUCUAUGGAUUUUGUGACCAGAUGUUUCUGUCUCUGUUGAAAGAUCUAGCGGCCGGUUUAACACAAUUGCAAAUUGCUGGAAUUGUGCAUCGAGACAUCAAACCAACUAAUAUUCUUCGAAGUAUUGUGUCCGAAGGAAGGGAAAUAUACAAACUCUCAGAUUUUGGUACUGCCAAAGCGAUUUCAGGUGAGGAUGAAAUGGAAUCCAUAGUAGGAACUGAAGAAUAUGUGCAUCCGGCAAUGUUUGAAAAGGCUUUUUUAAAUAGGGAAGCUGAAUUAAUAUCUUCAAUACAUCUUGACCAAUGGAGUCUGGGUAUCACUCUCUAUCACGUGGCCACUGGUAAAGUGCCGUUUCAGACCAAAGAAGGACUGCGGAGAAAUAGAAUGUGUAGAUUACAGAUGAUCAAACAGAAGCCAUCAGGUGUGAUAUGUGCCAGAGAGCAUGAAGACGGUGGGAUCAUUUGGGAGAGAGAAUUACCUGCAACCUGUAUACUAUCAAGGUUUCUUUCAAAAGAAAUUGGGAACACAAUCAGCCAUUUGUUGGAAACUAAUCUCGCGAAAGCCUGGACCAUUCCCGAUUUCCUGAGAAAUGUAGAAACACUUCUGAAAAAAGUUCCAGUUCAUGUUAUGCAGCCAAGCCAAGAUAGACUAGAAAUAUUCUACUUAAAUCCCCAGGACACAAUUCCUCAUUUAAAAGACGCGAUUGCACAGGAAUGGGAGAUUCCGGGUCAACAACAACUUUUAUUCCACGGUUGCAUUAACCUUACCUUACCAUUCGAAACCAAAAGCAUCUCUGAAUAUCCAACAACACGACUUGGACAACCGAUUAUUUUAAUUGAAAAGAACUUAAUCAAGGAUAUCAAAAUACCUACUUUAUUGAUCGAAACCAUAUCAUUUCCAAAGGAAAUAUCAGCCAAAGAUUCGAGCAUUGCCGUACAAAUAUGUGCUCAAAUCUAUAAGAUGAUGCGUCAUUUUCACCAUCACAGCCAUAUUCACGAUUGUAUGAUGUACACCGUAGGGAUAAUAAAUUCUCUGAUAAGUUCAGAAAUCAGAAACACGCAACUACUGAUGGGUCAUUUUAAUUAUCACUCAUUGAAACAAGAAUAUAAAUCGAGUUUCGAAUCUGUAAAUAUAUUGGAAAACUUUACCGGAUAUUCCACUAUUCGAAAAAAAUACAAAAACGUUAAGAUUCUUUUCAAGGAAGCCGAAAAGCUUUCGAAAAUCAUCAAAUCGAGGAAUAUUAUAACAGCAAAUGUUUAUUACAACGUAGCAGAAAGAAAUUACUUGGAAGCGAUAUUUAAAAAAGUCAAAGCCAAUUUUGAUGAACAUGAAAAGUUGUUUGCGAAAGUGAGAGAAGAUUUUCAAAACUGGCAAAGAAAAAGUCUCAAUGCCCUUGAGGUUAUUUCAAAUCUGAAAAAACGACUAAUAGCAGAGACAACAUUUCAAAAGAUAUAUGAAAAUACCAAAUGGGAUAAAAAAAUUCGCCAACAAACAAAUGAAUUGAUUGCCUGCUCAAAGACAGAAGCAAAUAGAUUAUCGGAUUUAAAUUCUGCCUUAGACCAAUUGGUUUCUUUUGAUAUGUGUUUCAAGUGA
Molecule: messenger RNA, 12249 nt
Organism: Acanthosepion pharaonis
Lineage: Eukaryota; Metazoa; Mollusca; Cephalopoda; Sepiida; Sepiidae
Source: the annotation of a GenBank genome assembly